Molecule: messenger RNA, 7267 nt
Organism: Peromyscus californicus insignis
Lineage: Eukaryota; Metazoa; Chordata; Mammalia; Rodentia; Cricetidae
Gene: Rab22a
Product: RAB22A, member RAS oncogene family
Exons: 7
Coding region: 326-910 (194 amino acids)
Molecular function (GO): GTPase activity; GTP binding
Source: RefSeq, a predicted model, not a curated record
GCGAGCCGCGAGCCGCCUGCCCCGCCCUCGCGGCGAAGGUGGCUGCCGAAGUGGGCGGGGAGGUCAGGUGACCCUGCCGGCGUCCCAAGAUGGCGACGGCGGUGGCGCCCAGGAGGCCAAGGCAGCGCCCGGGCUGUUGAGGUGACUCCGCGGGGCAAGCUACGGGUCGCCCGGACUGAAGGGCGGCGGCGGACGCACGGCCGCCUCGCGUGCGCAGCCGGGGCUGGGCGGUGCCGCAGCGGCACCGGGGGAUGCUGGUGCUGGGCCCGGCCUCUAACUCCUCAACUUAGGGCGGCGGCGGGCCCGCACCCCUGGUUCCCGGGCCAUGGCGCUGAGGGAACUCAAAGUGUGCCUGUUGGGGGAUACGGGUGUGGGUAAAUCGAGCAUAGUAUGGCGGUUCGUGGAGGACAGUUUUGAUCCGAAUAUCAAUCCAACCAUAGGGGCAUCCUUUAUGACCAAGACUGUCCAGUACCAAAAUGAGCUACAUAAAUUCCUAAUCUGGGAUACAGCAGGACAAGAACGAUUCCGUGCCUUGGCACCGAUGUACUAUCGAGGCUCAGCGGCAGCCAUCAUCGUCUAUGAUAUCACAAAAGAAGAGACGUUUUCAACCUUGAAGAACUGGGUGAGAGAGCUCCGCCAGCAUGGUCCCCCUAGCAUUGUUGUUGCCAUUGCAGGGAACAAAUGCGAUCUUAGCGAUGUCAGAGAAGUCAUGGAGAGAGAUGCGAAGGACUAUGCCGACUCCAUUCAUGCCAUCUUUGUAGAGACCAGCGCAAAGAAUGCAAUAAACAUAAAUGAACUCUUUAUAGAAAUUAGCCGAAGAAUUCCAUCCACGGAUGCCAACCCGCCGUCUGGCGGCAAGGGCUUCAAACUCCGAAGACAGCCGUCAGAGCCAAAGCGAAGCUGCUGCUGAUGACCCAGGCCCCACACUGAUGAAGAAGCAGGUGGUCCUGGACGGUGCAGGAGGACCAGUCCCUGCCAUUGGCAGCCGCCUCGUGCCCUGGAGUCUUCUUCAUGCAAAAAGGACUCAGAGGAACUGGCUGUUGGGUUCUCUUGGAAAACUGCAGCAGGUGUUUCCAUCUGCAGACUUCUGGUGCGGACUCUGGCUUACAAAGGGACCAUAUCCUUGGCUAUUGACCUAGCUGAAAGGAACAUCUGAUAUAUGGAUGGUAGGAUUGAAUUGCUGGUGCUUUUGUAAUCAGGAUGUCAUGUAUCAUUUGUAAAGGGAAGUGAGCACUUUCAUGGAUCUUAAGGGAAAAGGCUGCAGAGAUGGUCAUCUCCUUGAUCCUUGUCUCUAGUGUCAGAGUUGUGUCAUUUAAGAUAUAGAAAGUGAUCACAGUGGAGGGACAGUUGUUCCUGGGACAGUCUCCACCAUCUCUAAUGCACUUUCCUACACAGUAAAUUAACACGCAACUGUGGCAGCAGCAGCCUGACUCACCUUGGGUUUACUUCUGACCCUGUUUAUGUCACCACGUAUUAGUUUUAUCAUUACCUUUCUAAAUAAGUUCCCGUGGCCCAGGGGAUGGUGUAGAGACACUCCUUGGAGCCAGUUGAGUUACAUGUGUCUACACUGGUGAACAGUGGUUUAAAAGGAAGAGAGAAAGAACAAAGGAAAUGGUUUUUUGGUUUUUGGCCCAGGUAUUUUGAUGGGGAAAAAAAAAUGUGUGCUGCCUAGCAAAUGUAUAUUUGUAGUCUAUAUUUAUGAGACCGUUGCUUUAAAAUUAUAAAUUAUGUAAAUACAUUAAUAACUUCUGAAUUCUGUUCAGUACUCCAUUUAGUCCUGUACCCCGUCUCACGUGUGCCCCCCCCCGCCACCCCCCAUUUUUCAGCCGGUCCACAGAAAAUUUUGAAGCACAUUCACCUUGUGCAGAAGCAUAGAGCACUUAGCUCACAGCUUCCUUCCUCCUCCCGCGCCCCUCUGCAUCCCAUCUGGAAAUGGUAAUAAAGACAUAUGCCUCCUUGACAAGCCUGACCAGUCCUUCGUAGCCUGGGGCGAGUGAGAGCCCAGCACCGGUCACUCACCUGGCUUUGACAGUAGUAAGCUCAGACCAACUGUGUUCAGAGUGCUUUGCUUGUUAACAGCCGGCUCACCUCAUCCUCCUUUAUUUUCUCUUGCCUCUGUUAGUGCUUUGCACUCUUUUCCCUCAGGAACCUAAUGAGGUUCUUAAUAUAAUCUAAAAAUAAAGCCCCCAAGUGAAACUGCUGGAAAUUUGUUCCUGGCCUGAUUUGGCGCCCUUCCAGCCCGAGUAUUGUAAGGGAAGGAAAUUUACAAGAUUAAAUAGGAAAUGAAACAGCUUGAAUUUCAAACCAAAUGUGUUUUCAGAGCUGUCCUUAACUGAACAGUCAAAACUUUUCAAAACAAUUGUUACUACUUUGUGCCACUCCCCUAUAUGCUUAAAAUGGAGAGGUGUUAACAGAGGGUGACCCAGGUGACCCAGACUGAGCGAGGCCAUGUAAGCAUCAGUUGUUCACCCUCACUGAGGUCAGGCUUCCAGCACCUUGUGUACUGAGCCUCCUGCACAGUGUCCAGUUCACACGCAUGUAGAGAAAACCCUGUGAUUUCCCGAGACUGGCUCCUUCCACCUGUGGUGGCUUGAUAGGACUUGACGUACACCUGCAGGAAGGUAUGUCUCCAACAGUCCCAUGCCAAACCUCCAUCUCCAGGACACAAAACAAAGCUGCUUGGCUCAUGUGGACAGGGCUGCCCAUGUGAGACCCUUUCUGACUUGUUUCACCUAAAGAUGGUAUAAAUUUAUGAUCUGAACAGCCUAGUAAAUUCUGGAAGUCGUGGCACAUCCAGUGGCUGCUCUCCUCUGUGGCACGUGGUAGCUUCUCUCACUAAUUCCCUCUCGUGCCACAUGUAGGGAGUGACUCUGGCCACGGCUGCAUGUCUUACCAACAGGAUGAGCAGCAUGAACCCUCUGUUCGUGUCUUUCUUGCCCUCUGUCACCAGUCUGUCCAAGAAGGGGGCUGCCCUGCUUGUGGUGUCCUGUACUGCUUAAUGACAGACAGCAGGUUCAAGCUCGGUGAACACAGGGAGGUCUCCAUUGACUGUCUUAGGAAGUGCGCAGUAAAAUGUAGUCAGACUUAGUGCUUUAUUUUGACCACAUUUUAGAUUAAAUAGGAAUCUAAUACAUAUUUCUUAUUUUCCUGGGCUUUUUUCUUAAGAGAAAUAGCCAGACUCCAAGGGCAUUAAGACAUAGCCCCUCCAUAAAAAUCUAGUUCCCUAUGAUGCAGGGCCAGUUUUAAAAAUUUUGAAGACUGGCCAGAAAGGGAAAGAUCUUGAAUUAACUGCCAGUGUGUAUUGAUUUCUUUCAGAGAAAUUGACAUCAGCUCCUUGCAGGUGUCCAGUCCUAGCAACCACUGGUCUCUCCUUCUCUUCUUUUACAUAAGUGUUUUUCUGAUUCUGUGAUAACUAAUUAGCUAUCAUUUGAUGAUUAAAAGAACAUAAAGUGAGAGUCUGAUUAAGUGUCCUUCAGUGUAAACGCUGUGAGAAGUGAUUGGAGAGAAAUACCUACUGCAAGCCCUUCUGGUUCCCAGUGAAGCGCCAUCGCCUGCUUGUCAGCUGCACCCAAGACAAGCACUGUGCACGGCAACCGAAAGAUUUAUUGUAAAUUAACCUGGGUCCUUGUUCCCGUUUAUGAUGAUGUUUGAAGUACCCGCCUCCUCUCAUUGUGCUCCCAUUCCUUGGACGCCUACCCAGGUCAAAGGACCGAAAUUUUCUUAUGAGAGUCAUUGCUACUUGAAGAGGCCAGUGUUCUUGUUGAGAUUAGCUGUCCUCUGGAUUUUUAAAUAUGACAGGGGAGUGGGGGUGGCCCACAUUUAAUUUUAGAACUUCUCUGUAAGUCUUAACAUUUGUUCCUUGUCUCCAGGAGGAAAGUGGGUAUGGGGGCUUUCUAAAGCUCUUAAGAGACACAGCUCCAAGUGUCCUGUAGGUGGCUGUCACCUGGCACCCAAAGGGCUACCAAACCAGAGGGUCUGCUGCGGUAUUUUCAAGGGUACCGUGUUUGAAUGGGUGGGUUCAGUUUGGGGUACACUGCAUGCCAGCAUGUGGGCCUCUGCAUCCCAAAAGGCAAUAGUUCACUGCCUUCUGUCUUUUCUAUUGCAGAAGAGGCUGAUGGGGUUCAGCUCAGCAUUCCUCACUCAUUCUUUCAGAACCCACAGAGACUGUGACAUGUGGGCCCUUACACUAUGUGAUCUCUGUAACUGGCCCUUGGACACCCAUGUGUCUGCAAGACCCUGCAGGGGUCAGGAGAGAACCCUCCUGGGCAAAGGUAGCUGGGAACCCUUAGUUCUCCCCUAACCUCCAACCCUGCUUCAGAGCAUGGCAGCCGGACAGGUGGCUUGUAUCACAGAACUUAGCAGGCUCUUUAGCCUGAUUUUGGUGAGCACAGAAUGACAGUGGAAGCUAGGUCAUGGAAUUCCUUGGAAGUCCUUUUUUAAAUUUGUUUUGAAGAGACAAGCAAAACAAUUUUUGAUUGUUUGGUUUCAUCAGUUUUUAAGGAAGAAAUCGGAUGUACUUUCAAGAUUCAAGCUGUUAACUAUGCCUUCCUUACGGCGGGGGUGGGGGGGCUUUGAUGAUAAAAGGUGAUGGUUUAAGAUAGCCCAUGAAUGAUUUUUUUUUUUAAUGGGGUUGGUGAGAUGGCUCAGCAGGUAAAGGCGCUUGCUGCCUAGACUGAUGACACAAGGUCAAUCCCUAGAACCCACAUAGUGGAAGGAGAAGAGUUUCACAAGUUGUUUUCUGAUCUCCACGUGUCCUCCCACACCGCACACACAGAUACACCAUAAAUGUCAUAAUUUAAAAAAAAAAAUAUUCUGAGCAGCCAAUUAUUUAGAAGACAACCAGAACACAGUGCAGUUUUAGAAGAGGAGGAUCAGGUAGAGUUUAGCCUGAGACUUAGAAGAAUGGCCUCGGUGGAUUUCCUGUGACAGCAGAGAGGCUUGUCUCGACUUCAGUAAUAGAAAACCAGGCAGUUUGAUUAUCUGAUCUGUGAGAAAUGUUAAUGGAAUGCCAGGGCAUUUGUCCUGUUUUAUGUGCAAAUGAAACUCUAAAAAAUAUUAGAAGGGUAUUGCCCUUCUCAGGAGCCUUCCUUACACAUCUCAGAGGGUGAUGAGUGAGGGACCUACCCUGAUGAACUUCAUCAGAUGUGCUGAGAAGGGCAGAUGAAUAGAGCUUGGAAUCGUCGUAUUUCUCAGCUCGUCCUUCAGGAUGCUCUGAGCCUGGAGGAGUGAUUUACUCUCUGGAGCUAGGACUUCUACCAGCAUAGAUCAAGUUUAAUUUGAUGCUCUGUACCAUCAGAAAUAACUAAUAUCUGUGUUCUUUCCUCUCAGAGGGUAAUCAAUUAGAGAUGUGCUAGAAUAUUUCUGGCUUCAAAACAAAAGGAUUCAGAAAUUUAAUAAAAAAAAAACUCAGACCUUCCAUCGAUUCCUUUCAUUAUGUUGAACAUUUCAGAUAGCAAGAUUAGAAUAUAUAAAUAGUAGAUGGUGAGAUUAAAACCAUAAUGUCUAAAAAACUUGCAGGAAAAAAAUGUUUUAAUUUGCUGUGAGUUCAUUUUACAGUGUCCAGUGCCUCAUCAAAAUGCUGCAUAAUUACAAGCAAAAACCCGGGUAGCUCUCCACAGACAGGACUUAAGUGCUAAGCUCUGUCUGCCAAUUAAUGGGGAGUCCUAAGACAGUCAUGAUUUUUUUUUAAAGAGCCUCCUUUAAUUGACAGUCUUCAAACAUGGGUCUUCAUGUCCUCCUUAAUGGCACUGUAGAGACAGCCUGCUGCUUUCCUCAGGCCACUUCUUGAUUCAGGAACUUGGCAGUGUUUAAAGGCAGGUUGUGUAGACAGUCCAUUGGAGUGAAUCAUCUUUACACAGAACUGACAUUGUCAAGGAGGCUCCAGAGCAUCUAAAACCAAGUUGUGUGUUUCAUCUGCCACUCCACAAAGCAGGUCUUGAGUCACUUGCUCAGCCAGGCUGGAGACCACCCCAUGCUCACCUGCUCCAGACCAUUGGGAGACCCUGCCCACAGUACUGUUUGCUUUGAGGACUAGUCCUCACAUUGUUUGACCAUCUUUAUCACUUGGCAUUUCUAUUUAAAUUAUCCAUUCACCCCUUGGAAAAGCUUGGAAGCAAGGCUGGAACUUUUUUCUUCCCAUCCCUGUUUGAAGUUACUAUGUGGUGCAUGACACUUUCUCAACUUGGGUCAUGAUGUCAGAGGGACCAGUCAGAUUGGUGGGGGAGGAUGAAUGGCAGUUGAUCUGGGCUCUAUUUUUAAACCAUUUGUUGUGUUCUGUAGACAGAGCUUUAUUACCCCGAGGAGGAUCUUUUUUAUUUUUUUUUUUAAACGCCCCACUCAGUCUUUCCAUCAUUUUACAUCAUGAGUCACUCACACCAUCAUCAAUCACUGCUCUGACCUUCAGAAAUUAUGGCCUGCCUUUUAUAUGGUUGACACUGAAUUCUUGCCUUACUCUUGAUUUUCUGUGGGCUCUCCCUCAGGCACCCUGCCCCAGCCAUCUCAGCACACAUGACCUGCCCUUCCCUGGGGGAUAAAGACCCCCCCCCCAGGACUUCCAGAAGGGCAGCAGGCAGCAUGAGCCCACAAGGCAGACACAACUGAGUGACAGAAAGUGUUCUGUCCCAGGGGAUAGGACAGUGGGCUGAUGUAUCAGAACCCCACGAAGUGGGGAGGAGAGCACUUGUUGAGUUUCAAAGUCCAAACAAAACGUCUAAACAGGAAAGAAAACCUAAGCCCUAGUACCAGCAAUCCUUUUUACUCCUGAGAGUGCCAUCACUUUAUCAAGAUCCAGUGCAAGGAGUAAGCGCCUUGUGCCUUUUUUUAAAUAGCAUCUGUAUGAAAAUUGAGUUGUUCCUGGUUUCCCAAGCCUGGUAGCACUCUAAACAACCUGAACUGAAAGCCGAUGAUGGACUGCCUGGUUACCUGGAACACAAUACUGGAAUGAGGGUUUGCCAAGCCUGUAUGGGUGUUUGAUGACCAUUUUUGCAGUCUGACCUUGGGCUGGACCUAAGUCUAUGUAAACUGUAUGAUGUCUGUUUUGUUUGUAAACACUGAAAAAAGGACACUCCGCCUUUUGCUUUUUGUUGUAAGAUUUUUCUUUUGUGUACUUCGGUUUGCAGAUGGUAAAUCUGGAAUACUUUGAAACAGUGUUUCUUCAGCUUGACUUCUAUGUAUGCUUUUCUAGAGUAUGGCAUGCUCCAUCACUAUAAAAUUUGUGUCAAGAGAGGUGUAAACAUUUUGUUAAUAAAAUGCUAUGUUUACAGAUGCA